AACAUCCAGGGAAUCCCAGGAGAUACACUAAAGGCAGUUUCUGCUCCACAAUCUGCAAACUCCUGAAUCUUCCUCCGUCUGCAAAAAAGACACCAAACUGUGACACAAUGAAAGUGGCUGUUGUUUUCGUUCUGCUCUUCGCCACAGUCCUCUGUCGGCCGGCGAGAAAGGUCUCUUUGAGCAGUUCAGAGAGCUCUGAGGAAGUGGUAAGACGUCCAGCCGCUCCACCUCUCAGAAGAAAGGCGGCAGAGGUUCCCCAGUACCGUGCAGCACCUGUACAGAAUGUCGAGGCAGCAGCUGCUGCCAGCUCAGAUGAAAGCACAGACACCUCAGAUGAAGUUGAGGAGGUGGCAGUAGAGACUCCAGCAGAAGUCAAAUCUGUCAGCGCAGACACAACUUCAUCCCCAGAAACAGCCUCUGUCAGCACCCAGGACAGCGAGGACAGUGAUGAUGACGAUGAUGAUGAUGAAACAGAGGAGACUGACACCGAUGAGGAUGAAUCCAGCGACAGUUCGGAAUCAGGCGAGUCUUCCACUCCCGCUCCCGCCACCGACAUCCCCGUGGUCGUCACAGAGGAACCCGUGGCCGAGACCACCGUUGAGCCCAUCGUGCCUACCAUCGUCACCGACACGGAUGCAGGCCGCGGAGACAGCUUGGGAGGCUACCCCAGCGACUAUAAGUCCAUUGUUUACUACGAGGACAAAUCCUACCACAAGGUUCCUGCUCCCUACAAGUCCUACGAGUUUAUCAGCGAAGGGAAAAAGUCGGCCUACGACAUGACAGAGGGCAACGAGGUGGAGAAGUCACUGCAGGUGUACAAGGCUCUUCAGGUCCACUCUGACCUCCUGGAGGAGGACACCAGCACCCCUGAGGUGGAGAGCCAGGGCCUCGACGCCUCCUCCGGCACCUCAGAGAGUCAGGACAUUAGCCCUCGCCAGGCCUCCCUUCCAGAGGAGGAGGAGAGUGCCAGCGCCAGCGACGCCACCACCAGCGAGAGCUCCAGUGCCCCAGAGGAAGAGGAGGAGGAGGAGAGUGCCAGCACCACCAGCGACAGCGCCAGCACCAGCCAGGAGUCAGAGGACGAGGAAAGCCAGAGCAGCGAGGAGGCCACGGCCACGGCCACGCCCGGAGCCGCUGACAGCGAUUCAGAUGAGAGCGAUGAGAGCGAUUCAGACGAGCAGGCUGCCGGACCCGACGCCACCACUGACAUGCCAGCGGUCAUCACAGCCAAAUAA
Centropristis striata (black sea bass) is the source of this 1235-nucleotide messenger RNA. RefSeq names its product secreted phosphoprotein 1 (gene spp1). The record is from RefSeq and is a predicted model, not a curated record. The transcript has 8 exons. NCBI's taxonomy places the organism in Eukaryota, Metazoa, Chordata, Actinopteri, Perciformes, Serranidae. Bases 108 to 1235 code for a protein of 375 amino acids. Gene Ontology annotation, biological process: cell adhesion; ossification.